Rhipicephalus sanguineus (brown dog tick) is the source of this 1678-nucleotide messenger RNA. RefSeq lists its product as uncharacterized. The transcript is spliced from 4 exons. The coding region runs from base 144 to 785 and encodes 213 amino acids. NCBI's taxonomy places the organism in Eukaryota, Metazoa, Arthropoda, Arachnida, Ixodida, Ixodidae. The record is from RefSeq and is a predicted model, not a curated record.
GCUGCGUGCAGAAGCCCAGUCUCCAGAAGCGUCCAGUCCAACGACGCCAACGAGCUGACCGCGUCUGGCAGCGUGCUGCAAAACGAGUGCCAGCGCAGUGUCUGCUCACCUCUGCGGGCCGAAGUCAUCGUUCCUGCAGAAGGAUGAAACCACCAGUGUCGUCUUCACCUUGUGUUAAUGAACAAGAGGAGUGCAAGGCUCCAGCUAAUCAGUGCAGCAUCACAGACGAGCCCAUUGGCACCUGUGCAAAGCCAGCUGUCACCUGUGAGCCUCAGUGGAAUGGACAGGCAAACACUGCCUGUGAAGGUGGUGCAAUGCAAGUCGACGUCACUGAGCCUCUGCAGAAUGGCCAAGUAGACGCUAGCUCUCAGAAUGGUGUCGAACGACUUAGCACAAGUGAAAUUGACGUGAACGGCAGACUAGGCAUCAGCUCAGCAGACGACACGGUGGCUGUUGGCACCAGAGAAGAUCGGCAGGGAGACGAAGUGGAUGUCGAUUCUGAAUACGCUGCGGGAGAACUUCCCUGCGACCAAGAUGAAGAUCUAGAUGAGCAGCUUGAAGCAGCUUACAGCGCUGGCAAAACAGUGGACUCCAAAGACGACGACAACGCUCCUGCUGAAGACUGGGAGACUGAAAUAGUCCCACCUGCCUUUAUCGUGCCUGAAAAAGCAUACCUGUACGGGAAGAAAGUGUUUGUUCCUUCUGACCUCCACGCUCCGACUGCACGUCGAAGGUGUCCACAGUUUAACGUUGUCCAAGGACAGUUUGACGAUGCCGACACGUGAACUGUUAUAGUGGCACACUUGGAGCUUUUCCGUGUGUCGCACAGUUACAUUGUGAAAAUAGCCCGUGCAAAGAUGUUUUCUGGGCAACAAUUCACCAAGAGAAUGAUCUGUCGAAGAGUGCACACUGGUCUAUGUUGUGUCUUUUUGGAUUUUAAUUCUUUUGCAUUGUGACAGAUGCGAAGCAAUGUUUACAUCCUGAAAAAGUGCAGUAUGGCCUUCUUUGCUUAAUAUAAAUUUUAUUUGUGUUACUAUCCCAGAGCAUCCUCAGGAAUGUGAGUCUUUUGCUUUGUUUGUGAUUUUAGUGCUACCACUGCUGGAUAAUGCAUAGCAGAGAGCACCGACUUAUCUUUUAAGAGUUCCUCAGUUGUGUAAGCAUGCCAGUGUUUUGUAUGAGGCAAGGCAGAUGUGGUUGAAUUAAAGUGCAUGCCAGCUGCGGCACUGUCGGCUAGGCUGUUCUAUUCACUGUGAACUUGCCUGACCUACCACAAGGUGUUCACUUCUUGCUGUGUUAAAGGUUAAAGAAGUGGGUGGCUUUAUGCUUAAUUUAUUAGAGCUUCAGUUGAAUGCCAUCCAGUUUGCAUAAUUGAAAACCUAUUUUCUUGAUGAGAGCAAAAGUUUUGGCGAACAUGGACAUUAACAGCAUGGCCUUGCAGUUGACGGUAAGGAGCAGUGAAGUGCUCACAACUAGGUUCAUAGUAUUUCUCUUUGUCUUACUGGUUGUACCUGAGCCAAAACAAAACGCCACAAAACAGUGGACCUAUUCUUAGACAGUUUCAGAGCUCUUUGUUUCUGCCUUCAAUCUUGUUCAACUACUGCAGUGCGAUGAGUUUUGAUGUGAUGGGAAAAGUAUGCCCUACUUUUUAAUGGCCAAAUAAAUGCUGCUAGUGAUUGAG